This is a messenger RNA of Rhincodon typus (whale shark), 3827 nucleotides long. Its product is annotated as regulator of G protein signaling like 1. The transcript has 23 exons. The coding region runs from base 99 to 3827 and encodes 1242 amino acids. The record is from RefSeq and is a predicted model, not a curated record. NCBI's taxonomy places the organism in Eukaryota, Metazoa, Chordata, Chondrichthyes, Orectolobiformes, Rhincodontidae.
AACGCCACCUCCCUCCCCUCUCCCAUACGGAUACCUCUUUCGGUGGGGGGUUGGGAGAGGGGGGCUAUGUGUAACUUAGUCAGUUCGUCAGUGCGAAAAUGGGGGAACCAGGUCAGUCCAGUUUUCUGGAACAGCUGAAAAACUCCAUAUUUGUGGAUUUCCUCAAUGCAUUCCUGAACCUGCCGGUGUUUGGACAGAACCCGCUGUACGUCUUUAAAGAAAAACGAUGGGAACUCCAGCCUGACCUGCCGUCCAAGAGCAAGAGCGUGGAUGGGCUGGUGGAAUGGUUGGUAGACUACCGUCUGCCUUACUUCCUGCAGACAGACCUGUACCUUCACUUUGUCCUCUGUGAGUUGCUGCUGGACGUCACUUUGCAGGAAAUUACAGAGUCCACGCCCGUGCCCCAGGACCCUUCGGAUGUGAGCCCAGAUUUGCAGCUGUCCAAUGAGAGUCCCAGCUCAGGAAGUGCCGGAAGUAACGUGGAUGUGGCUGAAACCGAGCCGUCCAAAGAGCCGGCUCAGGGUGAGGUUAAGGAAGUGGCAAAGGAGCCAGUGAUGACGCCCGACCAUUGGCUGCUGAAGAGGUGCAUCGGGAGUGUGCAGGGAAUGAAACGCUUCCGAUCGUUCCUGAACGGGACAAAGGGUGAGGAACUGGUGGAGUUCUGGCUGAGGACGGAGAGGAUUUUAAAGCUGGGUGACACCAAUGCUGAGGAGAGAGAUCAGUACUUUGCUCAGCUCCGAAUGAUCCAGGCCACCCACCUGCAGGAAGGUUCUGUCGUCAUGGCAACCUGUAGAGGCCUCAUUGAUGUCCCAUCGCCGACGGUGGAGGGAUCCCUUCGAACCAGGAGGGACCUCUUGGAGAAGCUACACAAGCAAGUGCUGCAGAAACUGAAGGCCUAUUGGCUGCCCCGCUUCUUUGCCCACUGCAAGCAGAACCUGAAGAAGCUGAAGGAAUGUGCCCCUGUUCUCCAGCAAUACCAAACCAUGCAGUUGCAAGGGGAGGUAACGAAAGAGCAGUCAACUUCUGUCGAGCUCCCAAUGGACAUCAAAGCCACAGAAGAAGUCACACUGCCCUACUUCACUAAGGCUAACAAACGCCAUCUCUGGGGCAUCCCCUACUGCGUUGGCAACAACCCAAAGAUCACCGUGACCGGACUGGAGCCUCAGAUGGAGCUCAAACCUGAGGAGAAGCGACAGUGCCAGAUGGGCAGGCAGAGAACUCCGAAGCCAACUGUGCCCAGGGUCCCCCAGUCGAUCGCACCAGGCUGCGGGUGCCAGGCUCCAGAUUGGACCGCCUGCCGGUCGGCGACCAAGCCCAAUAGGGGAGCGGGCCCGGCUCACCUCUCUGAGGAGUACGUCUUCCCUCAGGUGGACUCCUCGCUCCCCAUCAUCAAGGCGCCGUCCAUGCUGACGUUCUGGAGGUUCUCCGAGGUCCCCCCUCAGGCCCGUUACCUCCACUGGGCGUUCAACGCUGACCAGGCAGCCGGGGCCCCCUUUGCGGCCUUCCUUAGGCUCAGCCAUAACCACACCAAACUCAACUACCUGUACCUCUGGCACAACCUGAACAACUUCUUCAACGUGGUCCUGAGCACAAAGGACAGGGCGAGCUACCUGCUCAGGGCCAUCCUGGCUGAGAGGAUUGUAGAGGCCUACCUGCAGGAGGACAGUGCGCAAUACACCAAACUCCAGCCAGAAACAGCCUGGAAUCUCAAGCUGGUCCUCCCCUCAGGUCAGGUCCUACCCUGGAUAAUGGCCGCUCAGCGGGAGAUUUGCGAGAUACUCCGAGACACAUACGAUGCUUUUCUGGAUCAGGACGAUCAGAGAUUUCUACAUCUUGUGGCUGGAACCAAACCAAAUGAUCCGAACGCCUGGACGCAGUGUAAGAAAAACCCCCCGCCGCCUGACGACAUUUACAUCAGGCGGAUGGCACAGUCCUUGCUCCUGGCACAGGCAUGCUCUGUCCUUGGGGACACCGAGACCCUGACGGAUGAAGACUGGAAGUGGGUGGCUCGGGAGGACAUUACCAGCCUGGGCUCCAUGCAAAUAUUCAGAGGACUGGAGUCCAAAGAAACCGAUAUCAAGGAUAUGUCCUUUCAGGAGCUAGCGCUGAAGUUUCCGAAAUUGGCGAUUGAGGAACUGAGCAAGAACUUUCUGCAAUACUACAAGAAGUUGAUCCUUCUGGGUCUGAUUGAUAGAGAGGCCUUACGAGACCAACUGUGGAAGGAGCUCAACCUUAAAUCCAUAAAAGACAGAAACCAAAUCAUAACCAGACCCAAGACAGUGCCCAGGAACCUGAUGGAUCUGCUGAUGAACCCGACAGCUGUCCUCUUCUUCCAGCGGUUUCUGGAAGCCUAUGAUGCAGAAGCUCCACUGCGGUUCUGGCAGACAGUCGAAGAACUCCACAGCCUUCACACUGAGAAACAGAGACAGCAUGGCAUCAAAUGGAUCCUCAACAACUUCUUCAAUCCCAAUUUCAACGCAGAGCAGUUUCUCCAAUGCGAUGCGUCGGUUAUCAAGCAGAUCAUGGAAUCGAUUGAGUCUGGUCACCAAAUCACCAUGAACAUGCUUUUACAAGCUCAGUCCGAUGUUCAGGACAGUUUGCGGCACAACUGGUUUGACCAAUACCUGAAAACAUACCCAGAUCAGCCUAUCGAGCGUUCGCCUUCCAUGUUGAUCCUGAGGUCAAUCCAGACGAUAAGCCGGAAGAACCGCUCAUGGAGGGAGCUGGUGGCUAUCAUCAGGUCGGUCGUCACCUUCCGGCGGAUGAUCUGGAAUUCCCGGCUCCGCCUUCACUUCAUCCACUUCCUGCGCGAUGAGGUCUACAACAACGAGCAGAACACCGUGACAUCUCGCAUCAUGACCAGGGUGCCAUCCCAGGGCAGCUCCCUCGUCUUCCGAGGGAUCGAUUAUGUGGACGAUUCUGACACACCCCACUUGAAAAAGCGAAUGAUGUUCAAUCGACAGAUCAUUAUCAACUACCUGGUCAAUGAUCUGCACUUCUGCAUGGAAAUCGAGCAGUACGUGAAACGGUCUGAAGCUGCGAUCAUGAUGGCUCAAAUGGGAAUGCACGAUGAGAUUUACGAAGGAUUGCUUCAGGCCAAAGUGGAAAUGAUCAUCAGACUCUUCCUGCACGCGGACACGCUGCCGAGGCUCAGGGUGAAUAUCACGGACUACGAGAAAGACAGGAUCAUCAUGAGCAGUCGCCAUGGCAAACUGGAGCCGGAUCUGUUCCACCAAGCACGGAUGACCAUCAUCCUCCCUCUGCUUCACUUCUGGAGAAGAUACUGUGUUGCGAAUGCUUUAAGGAUACUUGGGAAACCUCGGCCUUCAUGGAAGAAGGAGCAUUUGCCUCCAAAUUAUCUCUAUCCAUCUCUUCAAUAUAUGACCAGUGCCUUGAUGCCUCAGUAUACUGCAGAGGAGUUCCCGACCCUCCGGUUCACACUGGCAAAAGGGAUCCAGUUACUGAUGCCUCAGGAGAAGGACGAUGCUAAUGCUGCAGAGCAAGGGAAAGAUGCUGUCCAGGAAUCUCAGAUCUCUCAAAGUGAGUCAGGAGUGCACAGGGCUGCAGAGGUGCUGUGGGACAUGAGCAGAGCCCCUGAGCUCAGCUUCACUGACAUCGGGGUGUGGAGGGGCAGGGGUUUGGGUGAUAGAAAAGGGCUAUUGAAGGUGGUAGCCACGCUGAACCUCUCUGUGACUGCCUCCUUGCAAAGGGACGAAGGGGACAGUGACAAGCCACAGGCCUACAGUGAGCACUGGGGACAGGGUGGCUCUGACAUAGACGGUGCUCAGACAGGUUGGAGCUAUGGACAGAUGGAGAGUGUGGGGUGA